Messenger RNA from Closterium sp. NIES-65, 1506 nucleotides. The record is from the annotation of a GenBank genome assembly. NCBI's taxonomy places the organism in Eukaryota, Viridiplantae, Streptophyta, Zygnematophyceae, Desmidiales, Closteriaceae.
AUGUUUCCUAUUGGCGACGGCGAUUCGAGCGAGUGUCCCGUGCGUCGCCAACUGCUUUGCGAGUGCCGACAUUGUGACGUAUGGCUGGGUGCUGCAUGGCUGGGUGCUGCAUGGCUGGGUGCUGCAUGGCUGGGUGCUGCAUGGCUGGGUGCUGCAUGGCUGGGUGCUGCAUGUCUGGGUGCUGCAUGGCUGGGUGCUGCAUGGCUGGGUGCUGCAUGGCUGGGUGCUGCAUGGCUGGGUGCUGCAUGGCUGGGUGCUGCAUGGCUGGGUGCUGCAUGGCUGGGUGCUGCAUGGCUGGGUGCUGCAUGGCUGGGUGCUGCAUGGCUGGGUGCUGCAUGGCUGGGUGCUGCAUGGCUGGGUGCUGCAUGGCUGGGUGGCGUUACACGCUUGGCUGGUCGUCACCUUCCCGCGCUACAUGCCGGUCCCAAGCUGUGUCUCCCCUACUCGGUGCCCUGUUCUGGUUCCCUGCUCUGUUCCCUGCGCUGUUACCCUGCCAUGUUCCGUUCUGUGUCUGCCCUGCUCUAUUUGUUCACUUCUGUGUCUGCCCUGCUCUGUGCCACGUUCUGUUCGCUCGUCUCUUUGCCCGCACUUCUGUUUCCAUGCUCUCUGCAUGAGUUGGCAAUGACAUGUAGGACCAACCUAACCAAAGUCAUCGAUUCCUACCCCCCCAUAACCUUCUUCGUCCCCACAACCUUUCCCCCUUUCCCCCACACCCAUUCCCACUUCGUGGCCUUUCCCUUCUUCGCCUAUACCUCGCAUCCAUCCCCUAUCCCCCCCCCCUCCUCCUCCCUCCAAAAGGACUCACCAUACAACCCUCCCCCUCCCUAUACCAACCCUCUCCUCUCCACGCCCCCCUUCCCCCUCUCCUGCAUGCUUUCCACCCACCUUAGCCCUCAUUCCCCCUCUCCUGCAUGCUUUCCACCCACUCCAGCCCCACUUCCCCCUCUCCUGCAUGAUUUCCACUCACUCCAGCCGCACUUCCCCCUCUCCUGCAUGCUUUCCACCCACUCCAGCCCCCCUUCCCCCUCUCCUGCAUGCUUUCCACUCACUCCAGCCCCCCUUCCCCCUCUCCUGCAUGCUUUCCACCCACUCCAGCCCCCCUUCCCCCUCUCCUGCAUGCUUUCCACUCACUCCAGCCCUCCUUCCCUCUCUCCUGCAUGCUUUCCACCCACUCCAGCCCCCCUUCCCCCUCUCCUGCAUGCUUUCCACCCACUCCAGCCCCCCUUCCCCCUCUCCUGCAUGCUUUCCACCCACUCCAGCCCCCCUUCCCCCUCUCCUGCAUGCUUUUCCACCCACUCCAGCCCCCCUUCCCCCUCUCCUGCAUGCUUUCCACCCACUCCAGCCCCCCUUCCCCCUCUCCAAAAUGCUUUCCACCCACUCCAGCCCCCCUUCCCCCUCUCCAAAAUGCUUUCCACCCACUCCAGCCCCCUUUCCCCCUCUCCUGCAUGCUUUCCACCCACUCCAGCCCCCCUUCCCCCUCUCCUGCAUGCUUUCCACCCACCUUAG